Messenger RNA from Cherax quadricarinatus, 3886 nucleotides. Lineage: Eukaryota; Metazoa; Arthropoda; Malacostraca; Decapoda; Parastacidae. The record is from RefSeq and is a predicted model, not a curated record.
GGCACUGGGCAUGACUUGGGUCAAAGUUGUUGCAACAAAGUCAAAUAUUUUGGCUUUUCAGUAAAUACUAGUUUGUUUUGUCUUCUAGUAUCAAGAAUACGGAUUAUGUAGACGAUAUUUUAAACUAGAAUAUCAUUUGACAAGGGGAAUAUUUACCCCAUAAAACCUGAAGGCACGAGAAAUCAAGAUAUAGUUUGACAUUUUUGUUGUACUUUUAUGGAUUUUUCACAUAUGAUGAAAAACGUUAGCAUAUAAUGUAACCCGGGAAGGAGGAGCCAGCCUCAAGUAGUGGUGAUGCGUGCCAAAACCUUCCCUAGAUGCGCUUAACUUCAUUACUAAAUAACUACAAUGCUGUGGAGUGGGAAACUUAUAAGGAUGGCAGCACUUGCAUCCAGAGUGAGAGCAUGCUGCCGCCGCCGCCUGCACUGGCCUUCUCGGAAAGUCAGAAACACUUUCAUUGAAUACUUUAAGGACCUUGGUCAUCAUCAUGUUCGCUCAAGUCCUGUGAUCCCAUGGAAUGAUCCAACCUUGGCUUUUGUUAAUGCUGGCAUGAACCAAUUCAAAGGAGUAUUCCUCGGUGAGACCCAGAGGGAGUAUGCUCGUGCUACAAGCAGCCAGAAAUGCAUACGUGUUGGUGGCACACACAAUGACUUGGCACAAGUUGGUACUGAUACAUUUCACCAUACAUUCUUUGAGAUGCUUGGAAGCUGGUCUUUUGCUGAUUAUUUUAAGAAAGAGGCUUGUUCAAUGGCAUGGAAGUUAUUAACUGAGGUCUAUAAACUACCUCCAAACCGUCUCUACAUAACAUACUUUGGAGGAGAUGAUGCUCUAGGACUUGAAGCUGACAAGGAAGUUGAGGAGAUUUGGAGAUCAAUAGGAGUUCCCAGCAACAGAAUUAUUCCUUUUGGAAUGAAAGACAAUUUCUGGGAGAUGGGAAUGUUUGGUCCUUGUGGUCCCUGUACCGAAAUCCACUAUGACCGCCGAGGAUAUCCACUUGCUUCACACAGAGUCAACCUUGGUGUGGAGGAUGUAAUAGAGUUGUGGAAUAUAGUGUUCAUCCAGUAUGAAAGGAGGUUAAAAGACUGCAGUCUUCAGAGCCUUGGCACUCAUUAUGUGGAUACUGGUAUGGGUCUGGAGAGAUUAACAGCAACCUUGAAUGGCAAAACAUCCAACUAUGAUACAGAUCUUUUUAUUCCUAUAUUUUCUGCUAUAGCAAAGGCAAGGUUAUGGAUUAAUAACUAUUCUUCAAUGAAUCUUAUUCAUUUUGAUGAUGGAGACUUGGAUGAAGCUUUUGCAGGGGUGUGUGUUGCUGGUUUUUCAAGUCAUAAAUUGCGUCGCAUAAUAAGAAGAGCCAUCAACGUUGGCAACAACCAGUUUUGUUUCACCCAUGGAAAGAACAGCUUAAUAGAACUGACUAAAAUUGUGGCAGAAAAUCUUGGUGAAGUAUAUCCAGAACUCUGUGGUCAGUUGGCAAGAGUUCACAUUAUCCUUGAACAUGAGGAAAAUUAUUUGUGUGAAAUGCAAGAAAAGCUAAGCCAAGCAUGGAAAGAUUUGCUGUUGAAGAGACCAGAACUUAAAAAUGUUUCAGAUUUACAGACUCCAGGUUUGAUGGAUGGUAUACAAGAAAUUACAGGCAAUUUAGAUGAGUGGAAAAACUGUGGCUCUAGACUUCCUGGACACAUGGCAUUUAAACUCUAUGAUACUUAUGGCCUUCAUUAUGAUUUAAUAGAAGAACUUGCAGAAAUAUAUAACUUGAGUGUUGAUCAGCAAGGUUUUUACUUAGCCCUUACAGAAGCUAGACUAAGAACAAAAAUGGCAGGACAACAAAAACUAGAAAGAGAUCAAAUAUUUAAUAAAGAAAAGCUGUUUAGUGAUUUAAAGACAUCAAAUAUACCAAUUACUGAUGAUAGUUUCAAAUAUCAGUAUGAAUACUCAAAUGGUAAUUAUGAAUUCAUGCCAGUUAAAACAAAGGUGUUGUUAAUAUUUCAUGAUGGAAAACAAGUUGAAAAAUCAGUUGGAGAAGGAAUCAUUGGUGUUAUUCUUGAAGCAACCAAUUUUUAUCAUGAAGCUGGUGGCCAAGAAGGAGAUAUUGGAAGAUUAUGCACAAGUAGUUCAAAAAUUAGCAUUACCCAUGUAGACAAUGUUAAUGGUUACAUUGUUCAUUGGGGUGUCUUGGAGGAAGGUGAAUUGUGUGUUGGAGAUAUGGUGACAACCACCAUUUGUGAAACAAGAAGAAUGGGAUGUAUGCAGAAUCAUUCAGCAUCACAUCUUCUUAACAGUGCAAUCAGAGCAAUAACAGGUUUAUCAUGCCAGAAAUCAUCUCAUGUAUCUCCGGAUCAUUUUUAUUUGCAAGUGCGUACAUAUCAAGCCCUGGACCACACUGUCAUCCGCAAGACUGAAGACCUAGUCAAGAGAUGGAUUGCUGUGAAGAGUCCCAUAAACAGAAGAACUGUAAACAUUAAUGAGAUCUUCCAGGAACCAAACAUUUGCCUUCUGCCUGGGGAAGUGUAUCCUGACACUGUGCACAUCAUAUCCACAAAAUUGCUUGGUGACAAGGAAUUCCUCUCAUUGUCAUCAACUGAACCUUGCUGUGGGACUCAUCUCUCCAAUACUGGAGAUAUAGGCAAUUUUGUCAUCGUAAAUGUUAAUACGGCUGGGAUUGGCAAUACCCGUAUUCGUUGUGUGUGUGGUGAAACAGCAACAGAAGCAGAAGCAAAUGCUUUGACAGUUCUUCAACAGUUAGAAGAAUGGCAAGUGCUAAUCCUAAAGGAAAUUAAUACUGGUAUUAAAGAGAGAUUAUCCCAACUUGAACGGGACCUUCAAGCAUGGUACACAUCUAAUAAAAUUAUUUUGAUGCCAUAUCUUGUGCAUGCCCAAAUUAUUGAAUUUACAAACAAUUCUGCAAGACUUUUGAGGAAUGCACUAAGAGGAGAUGCAAAUAAGGAGAUGGUGAAUGAGAUGAAGGAAGUCAUUAGUGUGCAGCCGGAUGGUCCUAUCAUGUAUCUAUUUAAGACAGACUUUGGAAGAAGUAAAGCUACAUUAAGUAAAGCUACAGUGCUUGCCGGGCAACGACCUGUACUUGUACUGGCAAAGUCUGAAGGAAUAAUAAAGGGCCGCUCCAUUAUGCCUGAGGAAAUGUUAGUGUGUGGUGCCUCAGCCUCUGCUUGGAUGACCAGUGUGAGUCAGGUGUUGGGUGGUAAAGUGGCAGCUCCAAGAUAUCAGAAUCCCUUACUGGUGUGCAAUUUUCGAAGUCAAAAGAUAGAUCACAUCAAUGUUGACAGUAAAUUAAGAGAGGCACUUGAAGCCUCUGAACAUUAUAUUUCUAAAUUUUAUUAGGAUGAAAGCAUACUGAACCAGUGAUCAUAAUUUUGUUUAUUGUUACAUUUCAUGCAAUAUACAAUUGUUUUUAUUCCACUAAAACAUUGGUAAGAUACAUUUUGUACAGUAUUAAACAAAAAAUACAAAUGUUUGACUGCAAGCCUUCAGCUAUACAAUGUUUCUUCCAGCAGGAUGAAACAUUCUACAAAUAAAGGACUCCACUGCAUUUUUUUCACUUAAAACAAUAUUGUACAAAAUGUACAGGGAAUGAUGCCACACACUUGUCAUGUGCUGAAGUACACCUGGAGGGGGACUUCGGGAGUCCAUGCCCCUGUGGCCUGGUCUGUAACGAGGCCUGAUAAACCAGGUUGUUACUGCAAACAAACUGAUGUAUGAGCCAUAGCCCAGCUGGUCAGGUACUGACUUUAGGUGCUUGUCCAGCACUUUCUUGAAGACAGCCAGGGGUCUAUUGGAAACCCCUCUUAAGUAUGCCAGGAGGCAGUUGAACAGUCUUGGGCCCCUAACACUUAUUGUGUUGUCUCUUAGCAUACUCACAGUACCCCUUCUU